Messenger RNA from Anopheles cruzii, 1911 nucleotides. RefSeq lists its product as uncharacterized. The record is from RefSeq and is a predicted model, not a curated record. Lineage: Eukaryota; Metazoa; Arthropoda; Insecta; Diptera; Culicidae. The transcript is spliced from 2 exons. The coding region runs from base 1 to 1911 and encodes 636 amino acids.
AUGAGAAAACUGCAACCGAUCGUUGCCAGUGUCCUGCUGCUCUGUUGGUCCAUCGAAAUUAAAGCCGAGAAUUUGCUAACCAGUUUUGAGAUCAUUCACGGGUACAUCUAUCCGCCGAGUGUUACCGUGGCUGAGGGCGAAUGGAUAUAUCUGCGGUUGCUGGUACCGAAGGAAAGCACCGACCGCUGUCUGUACCGCGAACCUGGUUCACGACAGGACAUUGAGGUACCAGCAAGCGGUCAACAGUCUGCUGGCGAUCGACGAGAUGUCAGUAAUCAGCACGCCCGUGAGAAUGAGUGCGGUAUUCGCGUCAGUUCCGUGCAAGAACGGCAUGCCGGCUUUUGGAGGCUAACCUUGGAGCGAGGAACAGAUCGGAUACGGGGAGUAACGAUGGUGGAUGUGAUUAAGCGUCCGGUGGUACCGGAAGUCAGUGAUGGCAGUGUUGGUUCGCUUGACGACCUUAGUCCCGACCGCACAGAGUACUGCUACGUACAGCGAUCGGAUGGCGGUACCGAACGGUUAGAUGUACCGAUGCACGAGCGAUGCACGUUGCCGUUGACGGAAACCGAUCCUACCGGGGCCGGAAUUUGGCAGGUUGUGGCCGGCGUCCAGGGGCAGAUGCGUGAAAUGACGUACGGAGUCAACAUCGAGAACAAUGAGGAACAAAUUGUUCCCAGCGUCCGCAAGGAAUCGAACUUCCACAUCCUUUCGUGCCAGCUUCGGUACACCAAGCUGAUGUUGAAGUUUUGUCGCUUCUUCCGACUCGCGGACAACUUCGGAUUGAACGUGAUUCCUGGUCUCGGUACAUCGCGUUACAAUUACGCCGGGGCCGGCUUUGAGCGCAACGAGUGCGGGCUCGAAAUUCUCGACCCAGACGGCCUCGAUAAGGGCCUUUGGAAGUGUGUGCUCGGAUACGGUGAUGCCCAGCAGACGAAGGUUUCUGGUGCCAUACUGGACAACCUAGACACCGUCGUCCCGUUGGCUAUUAUCGGUCGAAGCGAAGGAGUAACGGCCCAGAAUGGAACACUGGCAACGCUGCAGUGCAACGUGAACAAACCGAUCGACUACUGCUGGUUCCGUGGACCACAUGGCCAGUUCUAUUCACUGUCCGAGAGUCUUACGCCCACCGAAAACACUGGCCACUGGUACAGCGGGAUUUCGCUUGCGAUGGGUGACUGCGGCAUUGCACUGGAAGCCAUCACCGACGGCGAACACGCUGGCCUUUGGCGUUGUUACGCCGGCAAUGGACGCGUUUCGGCAGUGGAAGUAUCGGCCUCAUUUAUGUUGCGCAUUUCAGCAUCCCAACUGAUCGGAGUGGCCGACCGGGUUGAGAUAAGGGACGGUUUCCCGGCCAUGCUCGGGUGUGAUUCGAUUCCGAAGGGUACACCCCUGCAACACUGCCGUUUUGUUACACCGACCGGUGACGCGUUCAGUUUGAACGAAAACGUCACCCACGAUCGUCCGAUCCUCGAACGGUUUUACUCGAACCCGAACCAUGAUCUCGCGAAGGGUUCGUGUUCGCUGGUAAUCGCCACCGUACGACCGGAAGAUGCGGGACGAUGGAUUUGUGCUGGUAAAAUCCACGGACAUGCCACGGAACACACUGCCAGCGUCGAGCUGGUGACGAACGUUGGCGGCGAGGAAAGGGCCACACUUUCGGCGGCCUCAAUCAGCGGUAUGGUGAUCGGUUCCAUCGCUAUCGUGCUUGGAGCGUUCGUUGUCGGUUGUUGGCAUUACCGGAAGCGUCUCCACCGUGACGCCGCAGCCGUUGUUCAGGGAAUAGAGAUGCGGUCGGUGGAAUCGGUCUCCCAGAUUAGUCGGCGAAGAGUCAGCAACAGUAUGAGUGUAACAAGCUCAGACAGCAACACCAGCAGUCAGGGAAGCCAUCGGAAUCUUCACUCUACACUAUAG